Messenger RNA from Hyaloscypha bicolor E, 1694 nucleotides. RefSeq names its product t-SNARE. The record is from RefSeq and is a predicted model, not a curated record. NCBI's taxonomy places the organism in Eukaryota, Fungi, Ascomycota, Leotiomycetes, Helotiales, Hyaloscyphaceae. The coding region runs from base 214 to 1374 and encodes 386 amino acids. Gene Ontology annotation, biological process: vesicle fusion; intracellular protein transport; exocytosis. The transcript is spliced from 4 exons. Gene Ontology annotation, cellular component: endomembrane system; SNARE complex; plasma membrane. Gene Ontology annotation, molecular function: SNAP receptor activity; SNARE binding.
CGCCGCGCAGAUCCCACCAAUCCCAAACCGAGUCUUUAGGGGGUCAACGCAGUUCAAGAUGAGUGUACGUGCAUUGUUUCAACUUCUAUCUCGCGUGUUUCGACCUUCUCUCUCCUCCCUCUUGACGUCUACUUCUGGACAUUCAAUCCUCCGAUAUAUCACUCGCAGCACAAGACAAAGCCUAUCUCUGGCAGAACUUUGUUACUAACAAUCAUGUCGCAGUACGGAUAUGGACGACCGAACCCUUUCGACGAGCGAGAAGACGCUGCACCCUCAUACAACCAGCCCUCCUACAGCAACCCAGCACAAUCCUACGGCCGUCAACAAAACUACAACGCCCCACUCCUAGGCAGAGAUGACUACAAUGGUCAAAACGUCGAAAUGGCACCUCUAGCACAAAACGGUUCCCAAUUCGGGCGACAAGCAAACCCAAACCAGAUCCUCAACGCCUGCGGAGAAAUCACCAAAGGAAUCAAUAAAAUCAAGGACAAUCUUGGCGAAAUCCAGACGCUGCAGGCUGCCGCACUCAAUGAUCCCAAUGGCACCCGCGUCGGAGACGUCGAGAAGAAAGCCACUGAGAUCCUGGCCAUGUACCACGAUCUGACGACCAAGGUGAAGGCCAUCAGGCAGAUGCCCGAAUCAGGGGCUCCACGAAAUGCUCCUCAGGUUGGCAAGGUCAGGCGCGACCUGCAGAAUACAUAUCAGGAUUACAUGCAGAUCGAUCGACAGUUCAGACAGCGCUCGAACGAGCAGAGCGCACGUCAAUACCGAAUUGUCCGCCCUGAUGCUUCGGAGCAGGAGGUCAGAGAGGCGGUAGAGAAUCCCGAAAGUCAGCAGGUUUUCCAGCAGGCGAUGAUGAACUCGACCAGACAGGGCCAGGCUCAGAGCACCAUGAACGCUGUUCGAUCUCGCCACGAAGCUAUUCAAAAAAUCGAGGGACAGAUGAUCCAGCUGGCGGAGCUGUUCAACGAGAUGGAUAACCUGGUCAUGCAGCAAGAGGCGGCGGUCACGAAUAUCGAAAUGAAGGGCGAGGAGGUCGUCGACAAUAUGGACAAGGGGAAUGAGGAGAUUGGCACAGCGAUCGUGCACGCGCGAAAUACGAGGAAGUGGAAGUGGUGGUGCUUGUGCAUAACUAUCCUCAUCAUAGUCAUCAUCGCCGCUGCCGUCGCUGCCUGGUACUUCACCCUCGGGCCCGGCGCCCACAAGAACGCCAAGCGCUAUGUAAUAACCGACUUCACUGAGGGCCUCACUUCCCACCGCGUCUUAUCCGGCCAACCGUGGUCUGGAGGGAACACAGUUGCGAAGCCUGUCCAGCCUGGUGUGGCGUGGGUUCCUGGGGGAAGCAAGAAGAUGAUUAGGAGUUUUGUUGCCUAAGUGCAGGCACGUCACAUCAUUGCUUUUUGCUUGUUUGCUGCAUUGUUGGUCUGAGCUUUAUUGUUUGUCAGUUGUGUUUUAUGAUGAGAAGUGCCUUUUCUCGCAUUCUAGGCGUUUUGUCUGUUGCUUUUGAUUCCGACGUUCCUCGACAGCAAGGGGAGCUUCUGCUGUAUGAAUACCGCUCGUUUUUUCUUGUUUUUUUGAUGUCAAAAUUGGUGGGGUCGGAGCAGGGCAUUUAUGAGCCCUCAGGCGGGGGUGGAGAAGAUAACAGAUUGGCAUGAGAGGGAGUCACAUCCCGGCGAGCUUGGUGUUGACAAGUU